Bubalus bubalis (water buffalo) is the source of this 1907-nucleotide messenger RNA. RefSeq names its product zinc finger SWIM-type containing 1 (gene ZSWIM1). The transcript has a single exon. NCBI's taxonomy places the organism in Eukaryota, Metazoa, Chordata, Mammalia, Artiodactyla, Bovidae. The record is from RefSeq and is a predicted model, not a curated record. Gene Ontology annotation, molecular function: zinc ion binding. The coding region runs from base 4 to 1374 and encodes 456 amino acids.
UCCAUGGCGCUGACAGUGCUGAAUGAGCUCCUGAUUGAGGACCCAAGCCCACCUCUGCUGCUCUACCAGCUUAACAAGACUGCCCAGUUGGAGACCCUCAACUAUCAGAGCUGCUAUAUGCAGAGGGUCUUUACCCAUUUUCCCGAGAUCUUAUUUAUCCACCGGACCUAUAACCCGAGGGGUGAGGUGUUAUACACCUUCCUGGUGGAUGGACCCCGGGUGCCGCUGGAGGGUCAUCUUUCCCGGGCAGUCUACUUUGCCAUUCUUGCCAAGGAGGAUGCUGAAGGCUUGGCCCAUAUGUUCCAGGUGUUCAAGAAGUUUAACCCAGCAUGGGAGAGAGUCUGUACCAUUCUGGUGGAUCCCUACUUCCUCCUGCUGCCCACCCUCGCUAUGGAGUUCCCCGCAGCUGAGGUUCUGCUCUCGGCCUUCCACAUCUGUAAGUUCCUCCAGGGCAAGUUCUGUCAACUGGCCCUCGAGCAGCCGGUAGAGAGGCUGCUCCUGACCGCCCUGCGGAGCACCAUGUGCUCGGCCACAGCCGGGAACCUGCGGAAGCUGUACGCACUGCUGAACACCUGCAUCCCGCCGGCCCAGCUGCCCGCGCUCCACUCACACUGGCUGCUCAACGACCGCAUCUGGCUGGCCCACCGCUGGAGAAGCCAAGCCGAGAGCAGCCGCUAUUUUCAGGGCCUGGAGGUCACCACCCGCCUCCUCAGCCAGUUCUUUGGCACCACCCCAGUGGUGGAAAAAGGCAUGAGCGCCCUGCUGCAGUACCUGCAGCAGAACUCGGGAGACAAGGUGAGUUUCAACCUGGGCCCGAGUCCCCCGAACCAUUACACCCCCUUGGAGGGCAGUCCCAAAAGCCCCAAAGUGGAGCAGUUGGUGGAAGCUCGCAUCCAGCACUCACUUAAUGCCAUCUGCACGGGGCCAGCCGCCCAGCUCUGCCUGGGCGAGCUUGCUGUGGUCCAGAAAUCCAUGCACCUCAUCGGCUCCGGUUCCGAAAAGGUGAACAUACAGAUCCUGGAGGACACCCACAGGGUGCAGCCCCAGCCCCCAGCCAGCUGCAGCUGCUACUUCAACCAGGCCUUCCGCCUGCCCUGCCGUCACAUCCUGGCCAUGCUCAGCGCCCACCGCCAGGAGCUCCAGCCCGACAUGCUGCCUUCUGAGUGGACGGCAGACUGUGCCCCCAACCUCAGAGACAUCCUGGGCAGCACAUGGAGUGAGACCCUGGAGAAGCGCUUGGCUGUGGCUCUCCUCACAGAGGAGGUGAGUCAGCUCCUGCAGCAUUGCAGCCAGGAGGAGUUUGAACGGCGGUACAGCACCCUGAGGGAGCUGGCCGACAGCUGGAUUGGCCCUUAUGAGCAGGUACAACUCUGAUUACCCAUGAUGCUUAUCCUCGUGUAUCACUUACAUCCCCCUACACACACCCUUCCCCCAGUACUCACUGCUGUACUUCCUCAGACCCUCCUUCCAGGGAAGAAGCACAAGGGUCUUCUCUUCUGCAGCCCGCUACCCAUGUGUCUAGAUUCCUAAAACAGGAGGCAGCAAAGCUGUCCUGUAAAGGGCCCGGUAGUCAGUAUCCUAGACUUUGCUGGGCACUUACAGCCUGUUGUAUAUUCCUGCUUCUUUGUUGUGUGGGUUUUUUUUUUUUUUUUCCCUAACAACCUUUUCAAAAAGUAAAACCCAUUCUUAGCUCAAGGGCCUUAACAGGUAAUACGUGCUCUAGGAUAAGAGAUAAGACACUGAGUGAAGAUGAAGAUUAGGACUUGGUAAGAGCUUCCACAGUCAUGAGACGACACCUUACUCACAGAGGAGAAGGCCCCCCAGAGGCUGAGAGCCUGGCUCUCAGCCUCACCACCUGCCAAGCUCCCCCCAUCCUGAGGUUAUUAAAGUGAAUGUUGUCUGUUUUA